This is a messenger RNA of Helicoverpa zea (corn earworm), 981 nucleotides long. RefSeq names its product cuticle protein 16.5-like. The transcript has 2 exons. Lineage: Eukaryota; Metazoa; Arthropoda; Insecta; Lepidoptera; Noctuidae. Gene Ontology annotation, cellular component: extracellular matrix. The record is from RefSeq and is a predicted model, not a curated record. The coding region runs from base 4 to 858 and encodes 284 amino acids.
CUCAUGCAGUAUCAGUCACCGAGUGGAAAACCUCAGCCUAACGCAAUGCCAGCCAAGUUGGUCGUAGUACUCGCCCUCGUGGCCGCAGCUCAGUGCUCAGUGGUAGCGCCAGUGGCGCGAGUAGACGCCGACUACAGCAGCUUCGCGUACGACGUGGCCGACCCCAACACCGGCGACUACAAGAGCCAGGUGGAGACCCGCGUGGGCGGCGCCGUGUCCGGCCAGUACUCGCUGCUGGACGCGGACGGCACCAAGCGCACCGUCGACUACACCGCCGAUGACGUCAACGGCUUCAACGCCGUCGUGCGCAAGGAUGUCUCCGCCCCCGUCGUAGCCGCGCCCGCCGUGGUAGCUGCCGCUCCUGCCGUGGUUGCUGCCCGCACUGUCGCCGCUCCUGCCGUGGUUGCCGCUCGCACUGUAGCCGCCCCCGUCGUCCACACCGUCGCCGCUCCAGCGGUUGUUGCUGCCCGCACCGUGGCUGCUCCCGCCGCCGUAGUAGCGCGCACUUACGCCGCUGCACCCGCGUACUACACCGCCGCCCGUGCCGUGGCUGCACCCGCGGUGUACGCUGCGACCGCUCCCGUUGUCGCUGCACGCACUGUUGCUGCCCCCGUCGCGUACACCGCCGGUACCCCUGUUGCGUACACCGCCGGUGCCCCCGUCGCGUACACCGCUGGUGCUCCUGUAGCGUACACCGCUGGCGCGUACACGACCGGUGCUCACGCCGUGGUGGGUCCCUCAGUGUUCGCCGCCCGCGCUGUGGCUGCCCCCGCGGUUUACUCUCGCGCCUACGGCCCCGCCUACUACAGAUCUCCUCUCAGCUACGCUGCCUACUCCGCUCCCGUAUCAUACUGGUAAACUCGAUAGCCUUGCUCGGCUCCUUAGCGAUAGACCACGACGUGUUUCAUUAUCGAACAACAUGUAAAUAUUGUCACUAGUUUGUACAUACAUGUAUUAAAAUAAAACGAAUACAUAAAAUAA